This is a messenger RNA of Vitrella brassicaformis, 1847 nucleotides long. NCBI's taxonomy places the organism in Eukaryota, Vitrellaceae. The record is from the annotation of a GenBank genome assembly.
CCCAUAUCACCACUGCAACAGCCAAGUGCCCUCUCCCCAACUGCGAGCCCCAAAAGAAAAAUCGGACCUUCUCGGCACUACGAGUCACACGAUGCCUCUGCUGACGACCCCUUCUUGUCUCUCAUGGCUUUUCGGGCUGCAUCGUAUCUCAUGAUGGACAUCAGGUACACCAGUCCGAGUGCCUCAUCAGCCGACCCAAUCUCCACAGUGUACCUGGGUCGCUUCGACUCACCGCCAUCCACAGUAGCAGCAGCGGCGGUCUGUGCACUCGCAGCUGCGCUCGUCGCAGUCGACCGACUCCGCUUCGAGAGGCGUUCGAGAGGCCGGCUGUCGUCUGAGCUAUCUGCCGUGGCUCCUUCCUCAGAUGACCCCCUAUCGCCCAUCUUGCUGCCUCCCCCACUGGCCAGAGUGACGCUCCGGUCGUCACCGCUCUCCUCCACAGCUAUCACCUUCCCCCCCCUCUCUCCCGGCCGCCCAUCGCCCUUCCCUAAGACGUCCUUGUGCAAUGCGGGAAAGACCGGCGACUGUGGCCGGUGCACGCCGUCCAAAUGUGGGGGAUAGGCGUUGCGGCCAGACGUGUCGAUCCGCGGGUGAUGACCGUACGUAGCUAUCUGUUGUCGCUGGCUGGGGGGAUAGUACACCAUGUGGCCGUGGGGGAAGGGGUGGGGGUAUGGCGGGCGAGACAUCAUCACGUGGACGCAUGGCGGGCUCGUGGCAGGAGGGCGAUACGUGACCGGGUCGAGUGACGUGGCAGAAGUGCUUGGUCCUCGCGCCACUUCAUCCCGGUGUGCCGGCGAUGUGGCCGUCGGCGCCAGCAUGCUGAACGAUCGGUCGGUGAGAGGCGUCGACCCGAGGAUGGAGCGCCGCGCCCGACGCAUCAACGAGUUGAAGCGGUUCUUGACCUGAUGCUCGGUGCGGCCUGCAGAUACCAAUGGUCAGUAAGUCGCGCUGAUGUGAGGGUGUGUGCCACCUAGCGACCCACCUGUAAGCAGUUUGGCGAUCUCGCUCCACCUGUUGCCUAACUGUGCCUGCUUCUCGAGUAUCAAAUCGUCCUCAUCCGCACUCCAACCACCCCUGACGGCAUAAACAGACAUACCCUCCUGCAGUGCCUCAUUUGCAAAUGUGGAAUGACCAUUACUUUCUCUUUGUUGGGUCGAGGUGGUUCGACCACCGCUCGCGACACUGACGGGCUGCAAUCAAUAAGCCAAUUAACAGACAGGGGAUAGAUACCGUCUGCGCCUGUUUCAAUGAAUGUCGCUCCUGUCCUCACCUGUGCGCACUUCCCUGUCGCCGUGGACCUUCUGAUUCAGCAGGCGGCACACAGACGACCACCUGGAUGAAGCAACAGUCCACACGAAAGGAGGAUGACAACCAUUUUUGUUGUCCACUCCACUGUGUGUUCUGUCUCACCUGGAGGGUCCGUAUGCAGUGACGAGCCGAAACAGUUCCUCAUCCUCUUCAUCUGUCCACACGCUCGAUGGCGGCCCACCACUCUGAAAGUCAAACGGAAAUGGAUAGCUGCGUCGAGUGCUGCGUCUUCUGGCGCUUACCGAGUUGCCCGUUCUCAGCCAGUCAUCGGUCUGUGUCUGUGUGAUGUCCAGCUCCCUCUCAUGGACCACACGCGCGUCGUCAUCUGCAAGACGCUCGACAGGAAGCGCCACUCCGCGGUAGAGGGCAGUGCGGGCGUUGGCCUUGGGAUGUUUCUCAGGUUGUGUUUCUCGUGACGAUGCAGAGGCGUCCCUCUUGCUUGAGGCGCGCUGCGGCAGCGGAGCGAUGCAGGAUGCUCCUAGCUGGCUUUCCAUCGCCAUGAUCUUGGAAUAAUCCAGUGCAAACAGGCAGAGGCGUCG